GCGAGCUUGUGCAGCCAGAUUCAAACGAAACUACAUUAGUAGCCGUAAAAGUGUUAAAAGAGGGCGUGUCUAACGAAGCACGUGAUGACUUCGAGCGCGAGGUAGAAAUCAUGAGUGCCUUUGAUCAUGAUAAUAUUCUUAAACUUAUAGGGACUGUAUCUACAGGGAACAACGACACCCCGUAUAUGGUGUUUGAAUACAUGAUGCACGGCGACCUGGCAGAGUUGCUAAGAAAGAAUGAGCCGACUAUUAAAAUGGCUGACACGUCCUUAAUACUGCAAAAGACUGACCUUGUUGACAUUACGAUACAGAUUGCCAAUGGUAUGAGAUAUCUGACGUCACAGCAUUUUGUCCAUCGUGAUCUGGCAACGCGAAACUGCCUCGUAGGUGAUGGUUUAAUUGUAAAGAUAAGCGAUUUUGGGAUGUCACGUGAUAUUUACACUUGUGAUUAUUAUAAGAUUGGGGGAUCAAGAAUGUUGCCGGUACGAUGGAUGUCACCAGAAGCUGUGAAAUGGGGACGAUUUACUACAGACUCUGAUAUAUGGGCAUUUGGUGUUGUACUGUGGGAAAUCUUCAGCUACGGGCGACAACCCUACUAUGGACAUACUAACGAAGAGGUUAUUAAAUUUCUGGACGAGGGAAUUCUACUGCAAAGGCCCGAGGAAUGUCCGUCUAUAGUUUACCACGUUAUGUUACAAUGUUGGAAAUUAGAUCCUAAAGAACGACUGGCAUUUGACAGGAUCCACAAGUAUUUGACAGAAUACAGUAAACAACUUCAUAAAUCAUCAAAACCAGCAUCAUUCGAUGUGGUCAAUGAAUAUGAAAUUCCGCUGUGAAUGCAUAGAAAAGGCAUUACAAAAAAGGCUGUGUUAAUUUUUCUAUUUACUUUUCUUGUACUUAAAAAUAAAAUUGUCAAAACAAAAUUUUUACUGACCUCAAUGAAAUGGCAUACUUACUGGAGUUUAUGCAAUCAUGAUAAGGUAUCUCAACCGCAUUCAACCAAUAUCCAAGAAAUAUUUGAAAAGGUAAACAGUAAUGAAUUCUAGAUCUUAUUCUUUUUCCUUUUUGUUGAGAUCAGACAUUUUCACACUCUCUUAGAUGGACUUCAUCAGAUAUUAGCAAAGUUUUAUUUCUUAUAUUUAGAGAGAUAAAUGCCAAAAUUUGCUAAUUGGCAAACUCGUAUUCAAUCAAUCAUGACUGACUGUUAUACGCUUUCUAGUAUGACAAACUUUCUGUUUUAAAAACGUAUAUACAAAGUUGCCUUUAAAAUGUAUACGUCAUCUCGUGUUAAGGAGACAAAAAUAAUUUGUAUACAUGUAUAUAGCAAUAUGUUUUUUAUUGUAACAUUGAAAGUGAUACUUUGUUAACCUUACAGGAUUCUUUACGGAACAAUUUAUCAAAUAUGUAUCAAUGAAAAUGUGAUUUGUUACAAAAAUAUUUUCAUUUAAUAAUGUUAUUUUUACGCAUGCCAGUGCUGGUCGCUGUUUGAUGAGAAACAAAUUAUUUUUAGUCAUUAUUUAUAUAGAUAUUUACAUUUUUUUAUGACAAAACUUUUAUGACAAAUGUCAUUUUGAAUAUUUCGAGGAAAAAAUGUACGAUUUUUUAUUGUUUAAAAAGUCCAUUUCAAUUGCUGUUUUCUUCCGCUUUUGGAAAUUAAUUGUAUCUCAAGAAAUUAAUAUAUUAAAAGCUACAUUUGUUUACCUUUCAGUAAAAGCAAAUGUAAGUUUACAUUUGCUCGCUUCUUGCUUGGCAAAUCUUUUUGACAAAAUGGCCCUGGAUUUUUUAAUGUUGCAAUUUUGCAUAUCCAUAUUCACAUUCAAAAGACCAGCACACUUAUUGCAGUUUUAAAUACGACUUUUAGGGAUCAAUUUAUUGUAUAAUAGUUAUUUCAGUUAUUUUAAACAAAUGCAUUACGUUUAGUCUAAAUUUAAGUGGUGUUCUAUUUAGUUCAGUUUAGUGUUAUAUCUGCCGCUUGUCUGACUUAUAAAUAUAAAAAAAACACGAGUGUUGUGUCUAAAUUCAAAAUAUUACCUUUAUUUUGUUUAAAUGUUGAAUUUUGCUCCCGUCGGAGCUAGGGGCAAUGGACGGUAGAUUUAACCCACCACUACCGUCCAUGAAUGGCUCAAUCAAACCGAGCUUGCACCAUUAUCAAUAUUACCGUUUUUAGGCGUUCUGUAUACCAAUUUUAAAUGAUUGUUACGAUGUACCUACUCACUAAAUUUAAAAAAUGAGUCUCUCUUAGUACUAUUUGCGAUUUGAGUCAACAUAUGUGCAUCGGAUUUACGUAAAAGACGAGAAUAAAGAUCAACAAGGCAAAGGCAACGUUCACAGGGCGCGGUUCAAACACGUAGGUUAAAAGUAUCUUAAAGCAUUUAUAAUGAUGUUUUGAUAAUCAUAAUUUCAUUAGUAAAUAUCAGUGAAUGUGAUGAAAUAAGUGUUAUAAUGUCUGUUUUUGUUUGUUUACAAUUUUGAUUAUGACUUGACUUAAGAACAUUAUAAGCUGCCAGUAUUGUUCUGUUUACUUUCAUAAACCAUUCAGUGUUACUUAUGUUUUACAUUGAUCCACAAAAAGAAUAAUUCUAAUAAAAAGUACAAACGGGUUUGAAAACUGAACACAAAAAUAUCAUUUUGUGUUUUCUAAGCUCUUUACACUAAGUAUACUAUAUUAAAACAAUACUGCCACUUUAAUGUGAUUGAAAUGCUUUAAACAGCAAUGACAUACAUUUCUUUCUGUUGUUCUAUGUUUUAUUUCCCUUACCGCUUUAACGCACAUUUGUGUUCCUUUAAUUGUUCAAAAAUCUUUACUUCAUCAUCCUAAUAUACAGGUAAAUGUUUCAAUAUUUGUUCACUUGUGAAUUCACCAGACAAAUCAUAAUACUUGGAAGACCUUCACUCAUUACAUAUACAGUAUCAUCACUUAUGUUUUGCAUACUAAAAUCAUUUGUACAGAUUUGACUUGUUUUAUAUUCAUGGCACACAUAAAGUAUUUUAUGGCACGAUUUAAUUAGAAUAUACUGUAAAUAGGAAGAUGUUCUUGAAAACACUUGACAAUCAACAAGUCAAUAUCGUAUAAUUUUGGAAUAUUGAUUUGAAUUACCAAGUAAAACAUACAAAAGUUAUACUUUAAGUGCUAAAAAGUGUAUAUUAAAGUGCAUAAAGCUAUAUCUCUGCUGCCUCCAGCUUACAAAUUUUUCCUUGAAUUUUUAUCUGUUUGAAAGACAUUUAUUUAAAUUUGUAUAUAUCCUUAUAGGCGAAUGGCGCAUGCCAACUGUCAUCAUUAACGGUUAAUAUCUACUCAAAAAUCAAAUUUAAUCCUUCUUUAAAUAGCAAAAUCAAUGUUUGUCCCUGUAAACAUUUUAUUCUGUUUACGAACCAUAUUCAUAUGCAGUAAAUAACAGAGACAUUUUAUGUUAUAACUCUUUUGAAGACCAACAUUUAAAUCCUGGAAACAUCGUGAUUUUACCCUUAAUAUUUUUGUUUAAAAGAUUUUACUAGAUAAGCUUGAACAAAUAUGCUCCGAAACUCAGCAAAUGUUGCUUUUCUCAUUCUAUCCUGGCGUGUAACCUUUACAGUUUUACACCAAGGUCAAAAAGGUGAACCAUGCUUUUCGCUAGUUAUCGGCAUAUUUGUCGGAAUUGUUUGUACCCUUAAAAAUGAUGGGAAAAAUGUUUGUUUCCCAAAAUACUAUGGGAAAAUGUUUGUUUGUACCCCGGUAUAUGAUGGGAACACCUCACAUUUGCCGAGUUUGUGAGUAAACUAAUUGUGGUAAUAAAACUUCUUAACUGAACCACCAAUAUCAUCUGUAUAUGUAGUGCAAUUAAGUAUUGGUUUGCACUGCAGUGAAUCACACAAAAUUAUUUUCGUUAAGAAAUAUUUUGAAAAUAUAUAUUUAACAAAAUUGAAAUUUUCUCAGAAACGUUAUUGAUAUGUUUUACCACAAGAUAUUAAAAAAAAAGGUUGGAUGCAAAUAAAUGAACUUCUUCUAUUGCAGGAAAAGAGUCUCCAUUUAGUUUUGUUACAUGAAGGGACUGACAAUACCUUUGAGAUAACUGUGCCGUUUAAUGUAUGUCUGACAAAAUAAGUGUGAAUAAACUUUUCUAUCAUUUGUUCGCUCCGUUUUUUAAGGACAAUCUUUAUUUGUGCACAAUGGCCACAUAUUUAAAGUAUUUUGAAAUGUUAAGUUCCCGAAAACCAAGUUUGUUUAAUAUGUAAUAUACUUUGACUGUCUAAAACUAUUUUAAAGACUAAUGUUAUCAGAAACGUUAAAGAUUGAUUAUAAAUCGUUUAGAAAUUGUAUUUUAUUUUAGGAUCAUGUAUUUUUUAAGCAAUGAGAUAUUUAUGUACAUUACUUGUUAUUGUAUAAAACUUUAUUUGUUGUCAUACCUAUUGUUAAAUAUUGCAAAUAUAAAGAG
This is a messenger RNA of Ruditapes philippinarum (Manila clam), 4412 nucleotides long. RefSeq names its product tyrosine-protein kinase transmembrane receptor Ror-like. The annotation marks the transcript as partial. Gene Ontology annotation, molecular function: ATP binding; transmembrane receptor protein tyrosine kinase activity; neurotrophin binding. The transcript has 5 exons. Gene Ontology annotation, biological process: positive regulation of kinase activity; cell surface receptor protein tyrosine kinase signaling pathway; protein phosphorylation. Gene Ontology annotation, cellular component: signaling receptor complex; axon. The record is from RefSeq and is a predicted model, not a curated record. NCBI's taxonomy places the organism in Eukaryota, Metazoa, Mollusca, Bivalvia, Venerida, Veneridae.